Molecule: messenger RNA, 1714 nt
Organism: Gallus gallus (chicken)
Lineage: Eukaryota; Metazoa; Chordata; Aves; Galliformes; Phasianidae
Exons: 2
Coding region: 581-1459 (292 amino acids)
Source: RefSeq, a predicted model, not a curated record
GCCGAGGCCCGCCCGUACCUCGCGGUCAGUCGGUGACGUUCUGGCUGGGAACGCUCCGAUGCCGCGAACCUCGGCGAUCAAGCAGAAUAGCAGAUCGUGCUUCUGUAUUUAAGGCUGCUAGGCUGAAAGUGCUGCCGAUGGGAAAUUAAAAUGGAGCUGAAGCUGAAGUUAGAAGAAAAGCACAGUGUAUCCGGCGGCUAUUAUUCAGGGUCUUUCAUGAAACUCGUGUCCAAGGAGGCUUCCAAAACCUUCCGUCUACUGCCCUGUCGGUUUCCUGCUUUGUCAUAGUGGCACAGGGAGGAAUUCUCUGAGCUUCGCCCCUCUGCCUUGACAAGGUGCGAAUCUGAGAAAUCCACCAGGGCGUCCAUCAGGACACGCUGGGAAUCCUAAGGUCGAUGCGGGGGAAAGGCAUUGUGACAUCACAGAGCAGGGCAUGACAUCAGACUUGGUCAAGUCACGCCGGCAGCCUCCCCCAGCUCAGACACUUGGAGCAACAGCUCCGUCCUGGUGGUCACUGCUGGAGCUCUGCUCUGCGUGACAGCCAUUUGUGUGUAGAGAUUGUUCUUUGGGAGAGAUCAGGAUGAAGCUCAGCCUGACUCUCUUCCUGGCCAUGGCUCUGAGCAUGUCUCCAUUUGCGGGACGUGGCCCAGGCUGUCCCAGCUAUCUCAGCUGGGUCUGUAGUUGCGACCAAAAGGUCCUUCCUGAGGAGGAGCAUCGGGUGGAGACCAACAGCCAGACCUCCACCUGGCGCUGCAGGCUAGGCCUAAACUCCUGCCCGGUCAGGAUCGAGGACAGAAAGAACAACCCAGUCCUUCCUGAGAAGCAACCUGUGGAGGAGACCAAGAGCCAGACCUCCACCCGGCGCUGCUGGUUUGGCUUAACCUCCUGCCCCAUCAGGACCAAGGACACGAACACAAACCAGGUCCUUCCAGAGGAGCAGCCUACAGAGAAAACCAAGAGCCAAACCUCAUACUGGUCCUGCUUGCUUGGCUCUUCCCAGUGUCCCAUAUGGGUCUGGUACAAGGGCAGCAAAGUUGCUGUUCCACAAGGCCCAAAGCAGCAGUCCCCGGGCACCAAGCAGAAGGCCUACAGCUUGCCUGGCAUCCUGGGCCACCUUUGGGACUACCUUAUGCAAAGCGGGAGAACCUGGCUCCUUACAGCUCCCUUGACAAUUUUCUCCAUUUUCUGGCUGCUGACAACUGCCCGUGCCCACUGGAGAAGAUUAAGAAGACCUCGGGGACAGGGAGCGGGACAAGCGGACCCAGCUUCCUUAGGAACAGAGGAAACGGACAACGUAAAUGCUCUCGACCUGCUCUGCCAGAUGGACGCCUACAUAACCCUAAUGGAGAGACUUAUGACGAUCCUCAUGCAGCACCACGUGAAAAAUGUCAGGAGCCAGCAGUGCAGGAAGACGGUGCACAGCACGGGGGACAGGAAAAGCCCCUCCACAGACUCCUGAGGGAGCUGGCAGAGGUGACUGCCAAGCCGCUCUCGGCUGUUUACCAACAACCACAAGAGACCCCCACCACCCCAAGAGCGUGGUACAACAUGUUAGUAAUUUCUCAGGAUUCCAGCCGGUUUUCUUGGAAUGUAACAAAUAUGUCUAUGUUAUGUCUUUAAAUUUAUAACCACUGCUGUUCUCGGUGUGUGAGUAAGGAGGUGAUAUACCCCUCGCACACGGUGCCACAAUAAACAUGCCUACUUUAAAAUCUUA